Molecule: messenger RNA, 4050 nt
Organism: Mesocricetus auratus (golden hamster)
Lineage: Eukaryota; Metazoa; Chordata; Mammalia; Rodentia; Cricetidae
Gene: Raver2
Product: ribonucleoprotein, PTB binding 2
Exons: 12
Coding region: 86-2107 (673 amino acids)
Cellular component (GO): cytosol
Molecular function (GO): mRNA binding
Source: RefSeq, a predicted model, not a curated record
GGCCCGCCUCGCCCCCGCGCGGCCUCUCCGCUUUCUCUCCCGCUUCGCUCCGGCCUCGGCGAGUCUGCAGCGGGGCGCCGGGAAGAUGGCGGCGCGGGGAGGCAGCGCGGGGGGCGCGGGCCUGGGGUCCGGACCCUCUGCUGGGACGGCGGGGGAGGCCGCGGAGCCCGCGCUGCGCCCGGGAGAGGUGGCCGCGCUGCACCCCCAGGAGGUGGCCGCGCGGCUGCAGCGGAUGCGGCGGGAGCUGAGCAACCGGCGGAAAAUCCUGGUGAAAAACCUGCCCCAGGACAGCAGCUCCCAGGAGGUUCAUGACUUAUUACAGGACUAUGAGCUAAAGUAUUGCUAUGUGGACAGGAAUAAGCGAACAGCUUUCGUUACCUUACUGAAUGGGGAGCAAGCGCAGAGUGCGAUUCAGAGGUUCCAUCGGUUUUCCUUCCGAGGCAGAGAGUUAAUAGUGCAGCUGCAGCCCACGGACGCUCUCUUGUGCAUCACCAACCUGCCCAUCUCGUUCACGCUGGAAGAGUUUGAAGAACUCGUCCGUGCAUAUGGGAACAUCGAGAGGUGUUUCUUGGUCUACAGUGAAGUUACCGGCCACUCCAAAGGCUACGGGUUUGUGGAGUACAUGAAGAAGGACUUCGCUGCCAAGGCUCGGCUGGAGCUGUUGGGCAGGCAGAUGGGAGCGUCGGCACUCUUCGCACAGUGGAUGGAUGUUAAUCUGUUGGCCUCGGAGCUCAUCCAUUCUAAGUGCCUUUGUAUAGAUAAACUGCCCAGUGACUAUGGGGAUUCAGAAGAGCUCUUGCAACUUUUCUCUGGUAUCCAUAAACCUGUGUUUUGUCAGCUUGCACAGGAUGAAGGAGGUCAUGGUGGUGGCUUUGCAGUGGUUGAGUAUAGCACUGCGGAGCAUGCCGAAGAGGUUCAGCAAGUGGCAGAUGGCAUUACCGUCAAGGGGAGCCAAGUCCAGCUAUCCUUCUGUGCCCCCGGAGCACCAGGGCGAAGCACUCUAGCAGCCCUCAUAGCGGCUCAGCGCGUGAUGAACAGCAGUCAUAAGGGACUACUGCCAGAGCCAAAUCCGGUCCAGAUCAUGAAAAGUUUGAACAAUCCUGCCAUGUUACAAGUUCUUCUGCAACCCCAGCUGUGCGGACGAGCAGUUAAACCAGUUCUUGGAGUCGCACCCAGCUUGUCUCAUCUGCUGAGUCCGUCCCUCCCCUCCGCGCUGUUACACUUCAGUAAAGCACAGCAGAGCUCGGUGGUGGGUAGUGCGGCACCCUUCCUCCUUCAGAAUCUUUCUCACCUACCUUUGGUACAGCAGCAGCUGAUGAAGUUUGAUAGUACCCAUGCUAAUAAUAAGCCUGGCUUGCUGGGAGACCCUCCCACCAUGGUGCUGCAGCCUGCACUGGCAAUAGGGCCACCGCUGCCCCUGAAAACGGACCUGGGACACCAUGGAGAAGCACACAAAACAUCUAAUCUGAUUCCAACUCAAACGACACUGGCAGCCGGGCUGGGCAUGUUACCAUUCUUCCCACACCAACUCACUGCCGGACAAGCCGGGCCGGGCUGUGGGACCACUCAGGAGAAGCAGUCAGCCUCAGCGGGCAUCACCGAAGCUAGUUUCUCAGGGUCGCAGCAGUAUCUGCAGACCUUCCCAGGCCUUCCUUUUGGAGGCCCGCCGGCAGGCCAGCAGAAAACACAGCAGAGCCAGACAAAAGGCACAGAGGCUGCCUCUAAGAAUCAGACUUCACUCUUGGGAGAACCACCAAAAGAAAUUCGGCUCAGUAAAAAUCCGUAUUUGAAUUUGGCCAGUGUGUUGCCCAGUGUGUGCCUAUCCACUGCAAGUAAAGGCACACCACAGAAGACUGGAAUUGCAAGCAACAUUCUGGAUGCAAUCUCUCAGGGAAAUGAGUCCCAGCACGUACUGGAGAAAUGCAUCACUUAUGCCCCACCUUUCGAGGAUUAUGGCCAGGUGUCCUCCCUGAGGAAUGAGAAGCGAAGCUCCUCCUAUCUCCUCUCUGCCCCAGAAGGCGGCCCAGGAGAACUCGCUGGCCAGCACCCUCAGGACACGGGAGUGAGCUACACAGAGUCCUACUUGAAAAAGAAGCGUGUGUACUGAACUCGUCGUCUCCUGCCCACCUGCUGCGGUCCUCUGCAGCGUCUGCUGCUCAUCGCUGCCUUAACUUCAUCCACACUAGCCAUAUCCUUUCAAUACGGGUGUCUGACUUCCCAGAAGGAGCCGUCAUGCAGCAGGCCCAUCAGCCAAAUACCCAACUAGCAAUAAGAGACGUCAUUGGUUGAGGGCAUUUUCCACUAGCAUUAAAUGUGUCUUAAUCCAUGUGAUAACAGCUCAGCUCACUGGAGAAUCAGCAUUCCAACAGUUCUUGUUUCGGGCCUGGGGACAAUUUGACAUCAUACAGUCUGAAGCAAUAAAUGGGAAACUGUUUUGUUUCCUUAGCCUUAGAAUGAAUUUCCUAUAAGCCAAUGUGCAUUUCCCUUACUCUCCCUAAGAAUAAUCUCAUCCGUAGUCUUUAAGGACCUUUGCCUCCAACAGCAAGGGUGCCGGUACCACCCGUGCAACAGUGAUGCCACAUAGACACUUGAAAUGGAGACUCCACGAAAUACCAAUCCAGUGGCAGAGUGAGAGUAAUGUCACUUCAGAUGCUUGACUUCCAAGGUGUCAUUUACCAUUUAUACCUUUUGUGGAAAACAAAGUACUUCAGGAAAAGUUACUUUGCUUAUAUAAUACAGGGGUUGGCCAAGUACACGCUAGGGCUACAUGUAGUCCACCACCUAGUUUUGUGCUGAUGCUGAAUAAGUGAUUACACUUCUAAAUGCCUGGGGUAGGGGAGAACUCACAACAUGAAACUGCAAUUUUAGUGUCCCCAAGAUUUUAUUUGGAACAUAGUGAAGCUCACUUAUUUACAUAUUAUGUAGUUUUGUAUCACUACAGGAACCAAGUAGCCUCAACAGAGACCCACAGAGCCUGCAAAGCCUGGGACAUUUACUCUGUCCUUAUACGUAAGAUUUGCUGGCCUGUCUCCCUAUUGCUUCUGUCUUAUGGUUAGAAGGUUAACCUUUGAGAGACUGGCACAUGCACGGAGCCAAGGUUUCUGUGCUGUUUCCUAGCACACGGGAGUGAAGAUCUAAUCACUAGACAAGGUGGUGACUCGGCAGCACAGUCCACACGGCCAUUUCUGAAGGAGUCCAUGGACAGUGUGUGGGACAGUUCUGAGCUAAUUAAAGCUCUACCUCACUCUGGUUUCUUUCUCAUUCUUUGGGAGUUAAGCUGAAAGAUUACAGCUAUUUAAUCCAAGUUCCUUCUGGAAGAGUGUGUCUUAAUGUGACUUUUGGCCUCACCAUUUUCUGAAAACCUUGGUAUGAGUUAGAGAAACCUCUUUCCAUCUAGAAGUCUGUUAAGAGAUUACAGCUGAUGGAGAUUGGGAUCUCGGUGAUCCUACUCUAUAGGAUCAGAUUAUUAAAAUACCUUAUGGGGGGGACUUACCAUUUUGACUAUGAUAUAAAUCUCCAGCAUUAAUUAUAAAGUCUAAAACUGGUACAUAUGUUAUACACUACACAAAGAAUUUUACUUGGUCUAAUUUAUUGCAUAUUACCAGCUUCCCUUGAAAAAUGACAGCUAACACAGUAAGACAGUCCUAAGCAUACGACCUCCGGCUGACCAGGAUGAGGCGAGUAGCAGAGACUAACGGCUUCUCCAAGUCUGCAUGGAGAAGCCCGCCCUCCUGCUGCUGCAUCCCGUCUCCUCAGCACUUGGUCAGUUUUACUUCAUGCAAACAGAACAUAGGGAGGAUAGCGACUGCGACCCUGGAGCUGAAAGUGAGGAACCAGCUGAAGAACUUACGGCUCUGCACUACAGCACAUGGGCUCUUCCUCCAUACCAGCCUGUGCCCGUUAUCCCAGGUCAGAAGAGACGUGCAAACCACGUGAUGUUAGUACAAGGUCAUUACAACCCCCAGAGUCUAGGCUGUUAUUUUUCUAUGUUAGCCAAUGGUUUGAAAUGCUUUCAAAAUGCAGACUUAUUAAAAGAAAUAUGCAUGUGAA